Messenger RNA from Durusdinium trenchii, 1166 nucleotides. Lineage: Eukaryota; Dinophyceae; Suessiales; Symbiodiniaceae. The record is from the annotation of a GenBank genome assembly.
UGUUGUGAGGUUGACCAGCAGUCUAGUGGAUAUGUCACUAGACCCAUGCUGAUCGCUUGACGCCAUGGAGAUCUCAUCAGAUGAGGAUGAGGAUGAGGAUGAAGCGCUAGAGAAGCGUGUUCGUGAUGCAGCUGCAGAAACUCUGGUCACUUGGGCUUUGCUGCCCAACACUGCCGAUGCCCGUCACCGGUUUGAUGACCACGGCUCUGACUAUUUGAUCUGUGAUGUAGCAGGUCGCAGGAUUCGCGUGGCCCAGAAUCGAGCCAGGCAGGGCGAGCUUGGUGUGACUGGCUGCUGCGUAUGGGACGCUGCAGUGGUUCUUGCACGCUACUUGGAGUGGGCAGAUGAUUUGCGCGUAUCCCGCACCAAGACCCAGGCUACAGCUACAGUGCUUGACGCAGUUCGUGGUCUACGGUGCCUUGAACUUGGUGCAGGAUCAAGCUGUCACCUUUCUCACACGAACAAAGAACCAGGCUGCGGCCUUGCAGGUUUAGCAGCUGCGGCCCUCGGGGGGCUGGCAAUUGGGCAGUCAAGUGUAGAUAUGGCACGGAAAAACUCUGUCAAAGAAUGCAUCAGAGGUUUCAAACUUUACUCCUCGAGCGUCUUGACUCUUUGUUGCAUUGAGGUAACUCUGACUGACAGAGACGAGACCCUGUUUUUGCUGGAACGCAACGCCCGCAACUUUGCCGCUGAACAUUGCCAAGAUCACAGGCCUCGAAGAAGUGGCAAAAUGUCAGCUGCGGUGGGUACAGAAGCAACCUGCUGUUCGCCGCCUUGUGCUCGGCAUCUUGAUUGGAGCGAGCCCUUGGAAUUGGAUCAUCCUGAGACACCUUUUCAGGUGAUCCUGGCUGCAGAUUGCCUCUACUCCCUCGAAGGCGCUGCUGCAUUGGCCGCAGUGGUAAAUGCGCUUUGUUGCGAACCAGAAAGUGCUGCCUUCGGUGCCAAAGUCUUACUCUCACAGGAGCUGCGAGCGCCAGAGGUUUUGGAGAGUUUCCUGGAAAAGGUGAUUCGAGCAUUCCGAGUAUCGCGAUUACCAUCCCCGCCCACCCUAGAGCAAGCAGCACCAUGUGUGAUGCUAUAUCGUUUGCAACCAAGAUGUACACAUUGAUGCAACGAAGUGAGAGAUGCGUGUGAGUGAGCGUGACAGAGUUGCCGCCGUGUGCGAA